CGAAUGUAUUACGUAUAUGGAACACUAUAAAACAGUAGAAUCCUAUUCCAUAAGCACCGUUUACGAAGGGAGAUCACUUUAUAUUAAAAAAUGGCGGAUUCUACUCAAGUGGAGUUGCUGUUUUUUGAUACAUUUUCUCACGAAAAUAUCGAGGAACUAAAUCUAGAUCUUGUGAAGUUUUCCCGUCCAGCUGUUCUCCAUGAAGUUCAUGUCGUUCCACUUGGCACCAAAGUUCAGGCUGAAGUACCCGGAGGUACUCGUCUUGGAGCAACAAACCCAUCAUCUUUCAAACUCGAGUUUUUCGUCAAUAAUCUGCGCAAACCAAACGCUGCUACGUUUGAAAAGUUGGGAAUGUUGGAAUACAAAGACAAUAAAGACGUCAUGUUCCUUGCUGAAGAGUUGGUGCCAACCAAUGGUCUCAUUCUGAAAGGAUGGUAUACAACUAUCACCAUUGCCGCUUUUGGAAAUGUGGCAACAAUUGAAACCAUAUCCCCACCACCUCCACCGCCUCCUCCACAGCAAUCUGUGCAUCGUAUAAAAGGACCUGCAUUGGAGAACCAUUCACAGUCAGACAAGCAGUCAGAAUGGGAACCUAGGCAACAACAUCCUUUGGAUUACAUCCAACAACAGGUGGAACAACAGAUGCAACAGCUUCAACAGCAGCAUGCACAACAGCAAGCACAACAGGCUCAGCAGCAGCAGCAAGCACAAGCACAACAGAAGCAGCAGAAACAACAAAUGGUGCAGCCAAGCCAACAGCCCAAAGCAGUUCAACAAAGUGGGCAAGGGCAAACUCAGGUGCCACCGCCGUCGUCUCAGCAACCGAGCUCCCAGGUACAGCCGAGCAAGCAACCACAACAGCAACAACAACAACAGCAGCAGCAACAAGUGGCAUCAUCUCAGCAGCAACAGCAGCAGCAGAAGACACAGCAGCCGAGUACAGUUGUCCACCCUCCAUCCCAGUCGCAUACUGCACCCACCCAAACCCCUCUCUUACCCCUUCCUCACAGAUCUUCAGAUGUCUAUCAUCAAACUGAAGAACUCUUUGAUCACAGACCUUCCUCUUCACAAGAUAUUCCAACACAGGAAUACUCAGCCAGCCAAAGGGAAUUUACUGGAGACAGCCACAAGGCUUUUAGUCAAAGAGAUUCUACAGCUGAUCAGACUGACAGAACCUACCGAGGAGACUUCAACGAACUCUGUUCUGAAUCGAAAGAACCCAUUGACACAUCUGAUUUCUUUGAAGAGCAGCAUCGUAGCAGAAGUUCAUAUGAGCGUGAGGUACAUCAUCGUGAUGGGCGUGGCACAAGAGAAGCGGACACUGCACGGGAGUUUGAUAACCAACGGGAUGGUUCUCGAGAGAAGAACGAUAAAGAUCCUUGUUCUCGGUCUCCCACACGUGAACGUGACUGGGACCAGUUCAAGGAGAGAGACCAAAGCAGGGACUUAAGUGAUCGAGAAACUCGUGACCGAACAAAGUCUCCUCAUUGUCGUUCUCGUUCACCAACAAGAUCACGGUCUCCACCUGCGGAGUCUCCAAGACAAGAUAGAAUUGAAGAUCCUGAUUCUGAAACCUUACCUAUGAACCAAGAUGACCUGUAUUGCCUCACACCUGUCCACUCUCCAAAUGUGAUAUUUCUUUCAGAUGCUGAGAAUCAGGAUGCUGAUGACGGUUACGAAGACAUCAGUUCUGAUGAUGAUGAUGAUGGACUUAUAUGUGGUGAUGACAGUGAUAUGCAGAAUGUUGAAUUCUUUGAUGUCGCUGAUGAUUCCUGGAAUUUUGCCACAUCAAGUUUCAACCCUUUUCAGUGUUAUCUUGCUCCGCUUGCUCAUUUCUUGGAUCCAUCCCUAACUCCAUUUGAAGUUGAAAAAGCCCAGUGGCAGCAAUCGGAGUCCGGAGCCAACGCUGAGAUGUGCCAAGAAGCGAAGACAUUGCUUGAAUUUAUAGAGACGUUUGCUAAUGCUGAACACCAAAGAAAAUGGAUAGAAGCUGUUGAAAUAAUACCCUCCCUUCUGGAUAAAGGCCUUAGCUAUCUUCUCUAUAAAGAAAAUCGAGAAGAUGUUCUGACAACGUUAUUGGAUUGGUGUAUCGAAGGGUUGGAUUUAAAGAAAGCUAUUACCCAACCAGAAACAGCUUUCAAAGUACGGUAUCUGAAGAUGGGAAUCCGUCUUGCUAGCAGUCUCUGUUGCUGUGAUUCGUUUGUUGCAUCAAAAGCAGUUGAACGGAAUAUCCAACAUUAUUUACUUGAUUUGUAUAUUUCCCCCAACAUGUCUAUGUCUCUGAAAUUACAAAUUUUGCGUGCCCUGGACCAAACAACUCGUCUCCAAGAAGGCUUGCUGUGGUUCACUGCCAGUCAUCCAUCAAAACAGAAACGGCAGAGGCUGCGACGCAGGCUGGUCAGUGCCAAACAGAAUGAAGAGAACGAAGACACGACUGAAAAGAAAAUGUAUGACAUUGAUGAAUAUCUCCAAGACAUUGAUGAUGCUGAACAGGAGAGAGACAAGAAAGAUGGCAUGAGUGAAGGAUGGAGUUGUUACCAGAGAUUGCUUGACAUAAUGAUGACAAAGCAGAUUGUCCGAGUUGCAGUUGCUGGGACGGCUUUAUUACGUAAAAUCCACACGUUUGAGGUUCUUCAAAACUUCUACCUGAUAGUUGAGCAGUUGAUUGAGAAUAUGCCUUGCUUUGAGGAAGGUGACUUGAAGAGCGGCCAAGAGGAUGUUGUCAAUGGUGGUGGAGGAGGAGGAGGAGGAGGAGGAGGAAGUAAUAAUAAUGGAAGCGGUGGAGCAGGAGGGACUGAAGACAAUGAUGUCGAUCCUGUUGCAUCAGGUGUUGCGAGCAUCAGUGAUGUCAAUGCAGACCUCUUGAUCACUUAUUUAGAAGAAAUAACCAAAGUUAUGACACAAGCGCCAUUUUUGAUAGCUCAGCCACGCCGAUCCUUACCUGGCAAAGUGAUAUUCGAACUACGUCAACAGCCUCUUGAUAUUUAUCCAAAUCUUUUUUCUGUUUGUUACUCUUGCCAACUGUUAGAAUGUUUGUUUGUUCUGCUGUCAUCUCCGGCUACCAUAAACAACUUUGGCUUGUUUGUAGCGAUUAGAGAUUUUUUACAGCAACUUCUGGAGACCCAGAAAGGACUCCUCUUUCUUAGUGCCAAGCCAGAUGCAACAAAUGGAAUUCUCCGAGCUCUUGUUCAAAUGGGUGAUUAUAACCGUGAAGAAAACAGUGAAGAAAACCCUGCCCAGCUGCUAGGGUUACAGCUGACCUAUCAUCUUCAGACAUUGCAGUAUGUUGACCAACUGGCUGACUAUCACAAGAAAAAUUCUUCAGAAAAGGACAUCGAUGAAGCCGAACCCCUUGGCGUAUUACACAGCAUGUACUCUAUGACAAUUAACCCCCUGGGAAGAGAGGCUAGUAUGGAUAAAAAUAUUAUCAUUUAUGGUGAUGAGGUGAAAGAUGCCCGUGUGAAGAAGUCGGUGUGUGCUGGCUAUGUCUCCGAAUUAUUACUUCUCGUCAUUCGCCAAUCAGACAACAUGGAAAUGCUGCAACGCUUUGCUCCACAACUGCUUGCAAUUAGUGAAGAUGGCAAAUACGUUGUCAACCCCUCCGCAUCAGAUCAAAUGGCUACAAAAAUGCAAGAAAUACAAGAAUGGUUGUGCCCAAUAAAAAAAAUUACAAGCUUCUCUCAUGAGGUUCUGCAGUCUUUAAUCUUACAGUUGAAAAUGUAUGCUGAUGACGUGUUGAAGUUACCACGAGGGUUAAUUACAAUCCUGAGAGUGCUCAACUUCUUGGCAGUUCCACCGAAAACCAAAUAUGCUGAAGAACGACCAGUAGAACUGAAGUACAGUUAUAUCAUUAUUGAACUUCUCAGUGCCGAUUGCUUCCGUCUUUUUGUCGUCUUCUUACAGAGACUUGCAGAUCGGAUGCAGCGGCCAUGGCAACAAGGAAUCCCACAAAGCAGCAGCCAGUUAUCAAUUGUUUUGUCUAUUGUGAAACCCGCACUAAGCAUUAUCAAUACAACAUUAUCAUUUCUGAUCAUGUCAAGGGAGUCAGAGGUAAGCAAUCUGACAGCUCUUCCUGUUUUGCUUGAACUUCACACUGUAAUUUGUUCUGUCCCCAGUGCUGCUCCUUACUUAAAUGACAUCCAACAGAUCCAGAAAACCAUCAUAGACACAGCCCUGUGUUACACACAACCAACACUUUCAGAGAACGAAGAAGGUCUUAGCCAGAGCCUGUGGACAUUGAUGAUCAAAGAAUUACUGAAGCACUCAAUGACUUCACCCUAUCGGUACCUCAGUGGUUUGCUGCUUCUCUCUGAACUCUUACCGUUGCCUUUACCAAUACAAACAAAAGAGACAUUAUCUGAUGAAGAACUGUCUUUGGUUGUUAAUAAUCGGAAACUGUGGAGUGCUCACCUUCAUCCUGUUACACCACACGUACACGAAGUAAUCCAGUCUUUGUCAGUCUCCAGCUGUAUUCCACUUCAGCAAGCCUUACGUCGGGUCUGCUGGCAAAUUGCAGAUUUAGCUGCUCCAUCUGCUUGUAUAAUAACUAAAUGUGUCUACGAGAUGUUGAUUGAUAAUUUGACAGCGUCUGGCAACAAGGAAAAAGGGGAUGAGAAAAAAGAUGGCGAGAAAGAAACACCAGAAGAAGAGGAAGACAAAAACAAUUGUUUGCAAGUCAUCAAGAUUUUGAGUCUGUUGGCUUACUUGCUAUCUCAUCCUUCUGUCAAAGCUGCCAUCCUUUGCCAGCUUCGGUCAAGUUCAAAGUUGGAAGACAAAAAUCAGGAUCUGCUCACCCUGCUUAUACAACUUCUGAAUUCUUCAACCACAGAGAAAUCAUCUCUACGGGUUCAGGAACAAGAACAAAUAUUGACCAUUCUUCAAAACUUGUGUGACCCAGAAAUAACUCUUGUUUCUCCAGAUUCAUCUCUGUCUUUCCAAGAACAGGUAUGGAAACGAAUUCUAAUUACUAAUUUGUGUUUUGCUUUGACAUCUAGCAUUGUGUGUGUGUGUGUGUGUGUGUGUGUGUGUGUGUGUGUGUGUGUGUGUGUGGUUGUUGGUGUAGUAUGGCCCCAGAUCAGCUCCAAGUGGACAAACGUAUUUCAUCAUGUAAAAAGCUGUUUGGAGAAACAAGAGCAAGUAUUCUACAAGCUCCUCACCCAUUUACACAGCACAUACAAUAAAGACAGUGCUGACUUCCUCCAGCUCCUGUCUGCAGCUAUUGAAUUCUUGCGUCUUCUCUUAGCUGAAAACUCUGAAGAAGAGGGUGAAUUUGUUCGUACCUACACACUCACCGUUCCUGAGUUGCGUAAGUUCAUCAACUGGACAAUACGAGAUGAAUGCCAUCCACUCUAUGAACUGGAGAAACUUUUGGAGGAGUGUGCAAAAGAAGAAGAAACUUUGGAUACGUUAGUGGAGAGUUUUUCUGCUUUGAUACAGUUAAUAGAAGACAACAAGGCAGAGGCUUCCGAAACAAAAGAAUUUGUGGAGCCUGUGAUGCCAGAGGGUGAAACUCUGAAUUCCUUAUUUAACCAUAGAGCACUAUUUGUUCUUACUGAUUCCGACGACGAACGUCUCAACACUGCUUACUGGAUGUCCCCCGCAAAUUCCGAUGAUAUAGAUAUAGAGUUGGAUUUGGUACGUCUUAACCUUCAAGAGUUGGUGGCCAAAUACUGCCCUGAAUUUAACUUGGAAGAAGAAUUAAAGAAAGCAACUGACACAACGCCAUAUGAAGGACCACCAAAACCCAAACGAGACAGACUGGGUCGUCGUAAGUCCUCAGAAGGGGUUCAUUUUCCUCGAGGUAAAGGAACUAAACAGAAAUUUGGGGCAUCCAUCAGAGGUCGAGGUGCUUCGAGGGGUAUGGCUUCAAAUCGUUCAGACCCUUUCCGCUCUCGGCCCCCAAAUACAAGUCGACCACCUUCCAUGCAUGUUGAUGACUUUAACAAAUUACAGAAGACAAACCAACAAUUGAUGGGGCCAGCAGGACUGAAUAGAAGACCAGAUAAAGCUUUCUUUUUGCAGGAAAUUGGCCGAGGCCGAGGCCGGGGUUUUGAUCGUAAUCAAGGCUUCAGUCGAGGCAGAUUCUUUACUCCUCCAGGCAACUACCGAAGAAACCCUGGACAAUUUGGUCACAACACCAACAAAGCCACACUGCCCUACUACCCUCAGAACACACGUGGCGGCGGCAGUGGUGGUGCUGGAAUAGGUGGCGGCAGAGGUGAUGGCGGCGGCGGCAGAGGUGAUGGUGGCGGCGGCAGAGGAGACGGUGGUGGUGGUAGAGGUGACGGUGGCAACAGUGGCAGUGGUAUGAAUAUCUACACCAACAGAACUAAUGUCAGUUUCAACAGUCCACGCCAGUUUAUCAGAGGAGGUCUUGACAAACGUACAACCGUUGAUCGCCGCACUGGGCGAGAUAAUCGCUUUUCUCUCCGAGGUGGUGGUCGUGGAGGAAAUAAUCUAGCCAGUGGCAGUCUAGGGGCAGCAUUGCUGAGUGCAGCAGUUAGUGGUGGUGCAGCUGGAUUAACUGGUCCUGGUGGAGGUGUUGGUAACAAUGCUGCUGCAGCUACAGCUAGCAGCAGCAAUCACUGGUUUGCAUCAAAAGCUAAAGAGUUAGACAUGAGAUUCCAACCUACUUUUAGAGGAAGACGAGAAAUCAGCAGACAUUUCCGUUCUUUCACAAAGUAAUUCCAUCUCAUAAAAAACAAAAAAACAAAUUAACAUAAAGACAGUUGCAAAUUUUAUUCAGAACUCCGCAAGAAAAACUGCAGGAAAAAUCCAUUCUUUGUAAAUAACCAUAAAUUUCACUCUUGAUCUUUAAGUAAAAUUCAUCAAUUUCACAAAUUU
Molecule: messenger RNA, 6843 nt
Organism: Octopus bimaculoides (California two-spot octopus)
Lineage: Eukaryota; Metazoa; Mollusca; Cephalopoda; Octopoda; Octopodidae
Product: protein virilizer homolog
Biological process (GO): mRNA modification
Cellular component (GO): RNA N6-methyladenosine methyltransferase complex
Molecular function (GO): RNA binding
Source: RefSeq, a predicted model, not a curated record